CAUCCAAUCAGCGCCGUGCUCCGCGUGUGUUUCUGUCGCGUGCGCGCAGCGUGAGUUUGUGAGGAUGAACGGAUGAAACGCUGUCGGGAUUCAACGCUAGGUUUAACGACUAUGAUUAUGUGAGUGAAUUAUUACAUCGGUCUUCUCCUUAGUGUCUGAUCAGAGCGUUUAAUGAUGAGGAAGCAGCAGACGUUCAGCCGCGGUUUGUCCGAUAAAGUCCGCAAGUCUAAAGCGGCUCCGGAGAUCCAGAAAAACCCGUUCGAGGUGAAGAUAAAUCGAAAGAAGUUCGAUGUUUUGGGCCGCAAGAGUAAACACGACGUGGGUCUGCCGGGGGUCUCCAGAUCCAGAGCCAUUCAGAAGAGGAAGGAGACUCUCCUGAAGGAGUUCAGACUGAAAGACAAAAACAACAAGUUCAUCGACAGACGCUUCGGUGAAUAUGACAGUAAACUCACACCUGAGGAGAAGAUCCUGCAGAGAUUCACUCUGGAGAGACAGCGCACUCAAGACAGGAAGGACUUGUAUAAUCUGAAUGAGGAAGAGGAGCUGACCCAUUAUGGGCAGUCUCUGGCGGAGAUGGAGAAGAUGACGGAUGUGAUUGACAGCGACAGCGACUCUGAGGAGAAGGGCCUGCUGUCAGCUGAACUGACCGCCACACAUUUCGGCGGUGGUGGAGGUCUGCUGAGGAAGAAGAGCGCUGGAGAUGAAGAAGAAGAACACAAGCCCAGAUCACGCCAGGAGCUGAUCGAGGAGCUCAUCAUCAAAUCCAAACAAGAGAAGCGCGAGCGUCAGACGCAGAAGGAGGAGGCGCAGGAGCUCACGGAGAAACUGGAUCAGGACUGGAAAUCCAUCCAGAACCUUCUGGCACACAAAACCCCUAAAGCAGAGAGGAAGGACGAGACGGACAAACCCAAGCUGGACCAGUAUGACAUGAUGGUGCGAGAGCUGGGCUUCGAGAUGAAGGCUCAACCGUCAGAGAAGCUGAAGAGUGCGGAGGAGCUCGCCCGAGAGGAGAGACAGCGUCUGCAGACUCUGGAGGCCGACAGACUGAAGAGGAUGAUGGGAGACGCUGAGGAAGAGGCUGGUCAGACCAACACACACAUCUCUGCUGACGAUAUGAAUGAUGGAUUCAUGCUGGACGGAGACGACCGCAAAACACUCGCUUACAAGGACGGUAAAUGGAACAUCGACGGAGAGGAGGAAGAUGAGGAGGAGGAAGAUGAAGAGGGAGGAGAGGAGGAGGAGGGGGAGGAGGAAGAUGAAGAUGAGGAGGAUGAAGAGGAGGAGGAGGGUGAAGAUGAUGAAGGUCACUGUGACCUGCAGUCUGAUGAGGGCAGUGAGGAUGAGGAUGGUCAGGGUGCUGAGGAAGAGCAGGAGUGUGCUGAAGAGCCUCCAGCAGCGAUUGAGGAGCAGAAGAAAGCUGUACAGGAAGCAGCCAGAGCAGAACUGCCCUACACCUUCCCAGCUCCAGACAGCUACAGUGAUCUGAAGCAGCUCCUGCAGGAUCAUGAAUCAGAGCAGCAGCGUCUCAUACUGGACCGAACGCUCAAGUGUCACCAUCCCGGUCUGGCCGCAGGAAACAAGGCCAAACUACAGAAGUUGUUCGGGUUUCUGCUGGAGUAUGUUGGUGAUCUUGCUACCCAGAAUCCUCCUGAUCUAAAAACCGUCAGUGCACUCAUCCCUCAGAUCUGCGGUCUGUGUCAGAUGUUUCCUGAGGCCGCGUGUAAAGCCGUGCAGACGGUACUCAGCGACACCGGCCACAGCAUGGAGGAGACGCUGGAGGUCAAAGGUCGAGCGCCGAUGCCUGAUCUGGACAUGCUGGUCCUCCUGAAGAUCGCGGCGCUGCUGUUCCCCUCGUCAGACUUCAGACAUCCAGUGAUGACUCCAGCCUUCCUCUACAUCAGUCAGGCGCUCACCAGGUGUGCUGUCGUCUCUCUGGAGGACGUGUGUAAGGGUCUGAUCCUCUGCUGUCUGGCGCUGGAGUUCGUCUCUCUGUCUCAGAGGAUCUUCCCAGAACUGCUGAACUUCCUGCUGGGACUCCUGCACCUGACAGUGUCCGACAAACACAACAUGGGUUAUACGGUGGUGAGUCCCUUCAGACGGCAGGGGAAGAACUGUGAUCUGCUGGUUCUGAAGGAUCCGAGUGUGUCUCACAGCUGGAACAGGAAACCCAUUUCACUGCAAACAGCUCAUAGAGUCACAUCCCAGAGUCCAGUGGAGAGAGACCACUACAGGCUGUCGCUCAUUGAUUCCUGUCUGGAUCUGGUGAAGAGAUGCACGUCGCUCUAUAAAGACCUGCCGUCAUACGCUCACAUCUUCCAGCCAAUCAGAGCGCUGCUUCUCAGGCAUCUUCCUGUGGAGGGUUACCCCGCCCCUCUCCAGGAUCUUCACAGGGAGAUCUUAGACGCCAUUCCUGAGAAGCCUUCCCAGCAUGCACCUCUGGUGUUCAAGAAGAAGAAACCCAUCCCACUGAAGCUCUUCACACCGAAAAUAGUGCAGAUACUGGAUUACGGUAAGAAGCGAGGGAACACGAAGGAGGAGAAGGAGCACGAGCGGCUCAAGCACAAAUACAAGCGGGAGUUUAAGGGAGCGCUGAGAGAGAUCCGGAAGGACACGCGCUUCCUGGCCCACGAGAAACUGAACGACGUCAUGAGCAGGGAUGCGGAGAGGAAGAGGAAGGUGAAGGAGCUGUAUGGAAGUCUGGCCACUCAGGAGGGAGAGUGGAAGGCCCUCAAGAGAAAGAACAGGAAGUGAUGUCAUCAGCUGCUUCAGUACUCUGGGAAACUCUACAGUUAUCCUCAUGAUAGGGCUUUUAUCUGACCGAUUGAGAAAUAAAGCUUUGCAGUGAGAUCUUUCUUCA
This is a messenger RNA of Carassius carassius (crucian carp), 2857 nucleotides long. RefSeq names its product NOP14 nucleolar protein homolog (yeast) (gene nop14). The transcript has 18 exons. Gene Ontology annotation, biological process: maturation of SSU-rRNA. The coding region runs from base 172 to 2751 and encodes 859 amino acids. Gene Ontology annotation, cellular component: small-subunit processome; Noc4p-Nop14p complex; nucleolus. Lineage: Eukaryota; Metazoa; Chordata; Actinopteri; Cypriniformes; Cyprinidae. The record is from RefSeq and is a predicted model, not a curated record.